Messenger RNA from Strongylocentrotus purpuratus (purple sea urchin), 6048 nucleotides. RefSeq names its product WD repeat-containing protein on Y chromosome (gene efcab8). The record is from RefSeq and is a predicted model, not a curated record. Bases 303 to 4169 code for a protein of 1288 amino acids. NCBI's taxonomy places the organism in Eukaryota, Metazoa, Echinodermata, Echinoidea, Camarodonta, Strongylocentrotidae. Gene Ontology annotation, molecular function: calcium ion binding; protein binding. The transcript has 23 exons.
GGACUCACCUGUAGAGGAGUAUCAAAGGAAAUAGCAAGAAUUGGACAAGCAAUGUACUCCCCCGUUACCACUGUAAAUAAAACACGGUGCAUCAUGGGAAGACUUUAAACCAUCCACACUCAUCUGAUACUUAUUGUAUCACUUUGAUCAUCACGACGUGUCUUAAGAUGUUUUCUUAUAACGUAUUUCGACUCGAUUUGGAAUGAAAAUCAGCCUAUAAGGAACAGCAUUUGUUUAAGGAGAUAACCCUUAUUUUGUAAUAAAGUGCAAACUGGUAUAUUAUAUCCGGGCUCGAGCGAAAGAUGUAUCUGAGUUCGAACCCCAACACUCCUGACCCUGGGUCGGUGAAACGGGGUGGUGGUGGUGGUGGUGGUGGUGGUGGUGGAGGGCCUGGAUGGCGAGGGAGAUCAAGCAGGAUGACGGCGAGAUCGAGUUACAUAUCCGACGAUGACAGUAAUGAUUCUGACUCUGAUUCACAGGGUUCGAAGACUUCGAUGUCGGGUAAGCAGGAGGUUGGAGCACGCCUCGAAGAUGAGAUGAACAACGAUCAUUUACAGAAACUACAGGAAAUAUUCGAGGAAGCUGAUGAAGAUGGCGGUGGUGGUUUGGAUAUUGAUGAGUUCCGUGGUGCAAUGCGUAAGAUCAUGGGUGAGGGAAUGGAUGAAGUUGACGAUAAGGAGUUAGCGAUCGUCUUCAUGAAAGUUGACGCAAACUGCGACGGAACUGUUGACUGGGACGAGUAUUUAUCCUACAUGCUUCUGGAGUACCAAGAGAGAGAUCACAUGAGUAAUCUAUUUAAAGAUCGAAUUCCGUUUCCCAAACCUCUGAAAAACAUCUUCAGUAAUCACCGUGACAUGAUUGCUAAGAUCGGUUUCUAUCAGACCAUCAACCUGCGUCACGGGGGUAUUGCAGAUGAAGGCGAAACUAAUGGAAGACAUAUCUCGGUCAGCAAAGAAGGCAUCAUUAACUUCUGGAACAUGGAGAUGAAUCUCCUUAAAUCGGUCACGUUGGAGCUGCCUCGAGAAAAGACGAAAGCAAUGUGGCUUACAGACAUGAUAUGCAUGCCAAAUGUUAACAUGAUUGCUAUAUCAUCUACAGAGAGAGAAAUCAGUUUCUUUGAUGUCAACGCAAGUAAAUGUGACAAAUGUUUCCAAGUGGCUGGUUUGGAACACUGCGCCCUCACCAUGGAUUAUUGGUUUGAUCCCCGCAAUAUGAACAAAGCAGUUCUUGUGUUCGGUGAUGCUGGAGGUGGGGUAUACUGCAUCGUGUUUCAGGAGGCACUCGGAUCGGCUCUCUUCGGAGCACAGAACGCCAAGUCAAUUGGAUCCAGGAGAGUACCCUUCCAGGAACUACUUAAAGGUCUUGUCAAAGGCAUACAGGUUCUCAAGUUCUCGCCUCUUCAUGAAGAUUGGGUUCGGAAAGUGAAGUACUGCUGCAACCUCAAUUCCUUUGUAUCAUGUGCUACUACAAAUGAUACAUCCAUGUUCAUUGGUGAUUUGGACAGAAAGAAAUCCGGGUCCUUCUUCAAGAUCAGGAAAGGAAUCCUAUGUUUCGACUACGACAAAGAUUCUAAUGUUAUUGUGACUGGUGGGAUGGAUCGGUCUGUACGAACAUGGAACCCUUACGUGACUACCAAGGCGACUUCAGUCAUGAAGGGACAUACGUCGGCUGUUGUAUCUGUGGUUGUGAAUACUCAGCAUGGGCAGAUCAUCAGUGUUGGAAAAGACAAGGGUAUCAAGGUGUGGGACAUGAGAGACCAGACAUGUCUUCAGAACAUCAAUCCCAGGAACAUCGACCUAGGACCACAUGCUAUCAGCUCCAUAUGCUUCCACGCUAAGACAGGAUCUCUUAUACUAGGAACAAAUCAGCUUGCCUUACUAGAACACAAGUGGGAGGUGGAACGCGACGAAGACGAGAUGACGUCACACAAUCGACCCAUCACACAUUGUCUGUACAACAGUCUCUUCAACCAGGUUGUCAGUGGUUGCCAUGAUUCUGUAGUCUGUGUCUGGGACCUGGCCACGGGUACUAAGACUAUUCAGUUCUCUAACGCUCAUAAGUACAUGGAGAAGGGCUUGGAAAAGUGUGCCGAGAUCACAGCAAUGACCUUCGACCCCACCGGUCGUCGUCUGAUCACGGGAGGUAGGAAUGGGACAGUCAAGAUCUGGAACUUCAACAAUGGGGCCUGCCUCAGAGAACUGGAGACAUUUGAUGACCUGGAGGUGACAGGGAUCGCAUGCCCUAAGCAGCGUAUUGUCACAGCCGGCUGGAAUAAGCUGAUUACAAGUUACAUUGAUUCAGACGAUGAUGAAGACACGCGUCAAUGGGCAGCCAAGCACAACGAAGAUAUCCUCAGUCUUGCGUGUUCAAAUACCAGUCGCUCACUCGCAACAUCGUCUUACGACGGCGAUAUUUGGGUGUGGUCUUUAGAAACGGCGCACCCUCUCUGCAAGCUGAACGCCUUUGAGGGGGUCAAACCCCAGACGGGGUCACGCAUGCUGAGUGUUUCCCGUGAGACAAGCUUCCAUACUACUGGUGACGCAUCAGUCUGUUCCAGUAGCUCAUCCAGGCUACCAACAACAAGAAGUGAUUCUAAGGAUAAGCUGAAUGGGGAGGGAGUCCAAGAUAAUGGUGACAAGGGAAGUCUAUCAAAUGACAUUGCGAAGAUGUCUGUCACAAAUGACGAGGAUGAGAAGACUAAAUUACCAGAAAUAGAUCCUCAGAAUGUUAGUCUAAUACACGAGCGGGCUGCAAACCUUAAACAAGAUUCACAGACCUUCUUUACCGAAAGUAUUGGACCAAGAACCAAAGAAUCCCGGCAGAAGAACGAAUCUGACUCAAGAGAAAAGGAGAAUAUCAAAGCAAAAGAGAGGAGAGACAAGGACCCAAAUACACGCCCACAGCGAGAGAGUUCCUACUGUCUAGGUGCAAAGAACAAAGAUGAAUACGUCAGGAAACAUGAAGCUUCAGUUGAUAAGCUUUUAUUUCUGCAAUCACGGACAAACGACAAAGAUACAGCGACUCUAAUGGCAAGUGGAUCUGAUGGCUGGGUCAGGGCUUGGUCUAUCCAUCACAAAGGAGGACUUCUAGGUCAAUUUAAUGCUGCUCAUAAGCCAGGGGAAGCAGUGCUAGCAAUGGCCACGGAUGAAGAGAAUGAGAUCCUCAUUACAGCUGAUACAUUAGGCUACAUCAAGGUAUGGGACAUUGCAGAGUACUGCAUCGGUAAGCGCGAGAUGGCUCGUCGUGCGCGAGAAAAUAUAGAAGUGGACUACAGCGACCGGGAAAGGAAGUACCCAUACCUAUCAGGCAACAGCGCACUCAAACAGCUCUCAUUCCGGAUGGAGAUGAAAUCUCGAGCCAACUUGAAGCAACCUCCACCCCAAAGUAACCCAAAGGAUACCCUGCUCUUUCCACCUAAAUUAAAUUCCUUCCGUGCUCAUCUCAAGGGAAUCACAUUCAUUGACUUUGCCGAUGAUAAACGUCUGAUCAUCACAGGAAGUGUCGACUGCUCCAUAAGGCUCUGGACGGUAUGCGGUCGAUACAUCGGUACGUUUGGUCAGAAAGGCGGUUGGCCCAAGCUGCCCGAUGAGAUUGACCCUCGAGGUUUAUCCCGAGUGAUGCCACGUGAUGUCCAAAGAGUAGCUUCAGCUAUCACACUCAAGGUCCUCAAUGGAGGAAACAUGCCAAGAUGGAAACUUGCGAAGACAAUCAUGAUGGUGGUUGGAAGGAAGCAGAUCCCCCAAGAUGAUCUUGAAGAUUCCAAUUCAAACAGCGAUGGUGUGGAUGAUAUUGAACAAGCAGAAGAAAAGAGGCAGUCAUCUUGGGGCACAAGCUCCAUCCUUGGAAAGUCCUACAAACCAAAGACCAGACACAAGAUGCCUCCCAUUCUUCCUGAUAUCAGACACAACCACAGUCAGGUGAUGGUGUACUCGUCCCUCCCAUUCACCAACCUGACCCCAGUGAAGGAUCCAACAGUACCCGCGUCUUUACAGGAGAUCCAGUUACGCAACCAGUCAUCGGAUGAUACCAUGAACAACCCGCUCGCAGGGGGACCGGCAGGACAGCUCAAGAGGGGCGUCAAGAAGUCCAGGCUCCAGGAGUUUAUUCAGAAGCAUCGGGCUGUCAAGAUGAUGCAGAAGCGUCCCACCAAGCAGGCUCAAACUAAAUAAAACUUCUCUGAUGAUUGUAGCAUAAUAAGUGGAUGGUCAAACAUGAUGACAAAGGGACGCGAAACAAAGCCGGCUCAUACCAAAGAAAACUUUUAUGAUUGAUCAUAGUGUAACCAUCAGAUGGCGAUAGAAAAUUGACAGUGACACAAAAUGUGAUACAAGUAUAAAUGUACAUCUGUUCAUAUGUGUUAACAGAAUUGUGGGCAAAGGAAUUAAAGCAACAAAUGUUGAAUAACAUUAAUUUUUACAAGGGAAAAAAAUGAUGAAAAUGAAGCCAUUAUUAAAGUACACUGCCAAACUUUUAUAAGGUUAUAACACUGCUGCAGGUAAUGUAGUUAUGAAGUGCCAAAUAGAUCAAUCAUAUUCAUAUUCAUAAAGGUAUAUAUACAUUAGUCCUACUUAUUGUGUGAAAAUGUAAUGUGAAAAUUAAAGGGCUUGAUGAUUUUGUGUUGUUUGGUUUUGGUAGGUGUCUAUUGUUUCAACUUACGAGAUUUAGGCUGAUAGCGAUGUUUGAUUUACUAUACAUGUAUCAAAACUAAAUAUAAAAUGUGCUUGAUAACUUGCAGCUAAAUAGGCAAAACCUUCCUUCUCAAAUGAACAUCAGAGAGAAAGUAAGAUCUUUGUUUUCAUACAUUUAACUUUGGGCAGAGGCUGGUUAGCAAAACAAAUAUAGUUGGGAGGAGAUACAUGAUGUAUAUUUAACUUGAGAUCCUAAUGAUUGAAGCCAAUCGCACAAACUACAAGACUACUACAAAGUACAAACAUAUUUGUAGGGAGAUUUCAGGCUAGAUGGAUGAAAGCAUUAAGAAUGUAUUUUCUUUAGAAUAAAGAUUAAUGCUUGUUAACUAAGAGAUAUACCUUAGAGAUAUUGUAAGUUUGAAAGCCUUCCAGUAGCACACAAGACCCAAGCUUGGAAUCUACUGGGCUUUUUCUUGGACUGGAAGACUUGCCUCACAAUUUGUCAUAAAUUCUGGUCGUGAUCGGAUCGUAAUGUUGCUGUUAGAAUUCAUAUGGUAAAUGCAAGAGAUUUCACGUUGUGAUGCAGGGAUUACGUGUACAUUCAAGUUACUGUAAAUGUUACUACACAUACAUUAAUGCAAAACACACAAGUUCUAUUAUCAUGUUUAUGUACAAUUGUACAGAUAUUUAUUUUCAUAGAUUCUCAUAGAUUUCAAAAUAGUAAUAAAAAGAAUAUACAUAUAUUUACAAGUUGUCUCAAUUUAUAUGACUGUGAUUUUGAGAAUGCGAGUUUCAAAUGAUAAUAGACAAGAAAAAUACAGACAUACUGCCCUAGCCUACCAUCCACUAAGAAAAGUCAACAAGAAUAAAAGCCAGAUGGAAUUUAAGAAUAUAAAUGUGCAAAAAGUAAAACAGAAUCUUUUUUAAUAUAUACACAGAGAUAAAGUGGGAGACCAGAGAAAUAGAGUAAAAGACAUAGAUAAAGGCAGAGAGAAUAAGAGGAAGAGAGAAGCAAGGGAGAGAUUAGAUGGCAAUAGUUUUGUGACAAUUUUAACCAAGGUACAGUAAAUGAGCUCCUCCUUGGAAUUCAUUCACUACAGUAUUACCUUACUGGUAGCCUAGCUAAUGCCAUGGUCACAACCCGCCAUGCAGGCUCUGCGAUCCGGUGGAAGGCCUUUAUCUAUGACUCACACGUCCUUGCACCCUCCUCACAAACAUACUACCAUCUUGCCUGCCAGAAUCCUUUAGGUGAACUGGUAACAACUGUGCAUAUGCCUUGCAACUGGCUUGCAAUGUCUUACAGCUCCUUAUGGCUGUAUUGCGACAUGCAGCUCCAUAGACCAUGUGAUGCUCUCAAGAAACUAGAUCCUACUAGUUCAAUAUUGACAUUAUUCAAAACAUUCGUCCUGAUCACUAUGGA